Cladocopium goreaui is the source of this 1182-nucleotide messenger RNA. The record is from the annotation of a GenBank genome assembly. NCBI's taxonomy places the organism in Eukaryota, Dinophyceae, Suessiales, Symbiodiniaceae.
AUGGCCGCUGCGAUCUGGCUGACCAACCUCCUGCUUGAUGCGCAGACUGCUCGGAAUUCCGUAUUCCCCGAAGGGGCCGACAGCCCUGUCAUCGCAGCUGAGCUCGAUCGUGAGUUGGAGCUGAUGCGGAUGGAGUUGGCACAGGCCACUACACCAAUGGUCCAGUGGCGAUUGAGUUGCACGAAGCUGGCCAACAACCAGAAGGCUGAGGGCAAGAACGCAUGGAACAAGGAGGAAGUGGACCCCGACUGCCUAGCGGUGCUGCAACGCCAUCACCUAGGUGCUCAGUGUCGAGGCAAUUUCAUGGAAGAUGAUCCACAAGCCGUGGCUGACAUCAUCAAGACGUAUGGGCAGAAGUUCACAGCCUUCUGUGGGCUUGCCAGCCAUAUCGAGAUGAACAUACCCCACCGACGAGUGGGACACCUUGUGGAGAAUGUCGUCAUGGAACGAGGUGAGGCAGAAUACUUCGCGUCCCGCCUCGACUGCAGCAUGAUCGUGGUCGAUGCGCAGCACCUGGGCAUCAUCAGUCGUCCUCGCCUGUGGUGGAUGCGCAUCGACUGGAGCAAGAUGCGCACCAGUCCCCUGGCUGGAAUGAGAAUGAAGUGGACCAAGACGCAGAAGUUUCACCGUCUUCAUCAGGCCGCCACGGAAACGUAUGAAGGGCAAGGUUCAUCCAGAGCAGAAGGGUUGUUGAAGAUGACGGGAAUGUCCAGCUUGGACGACCUUGCAACCGACCUUCAACAGGGUUUCCAGGUCAUGGGGACACUGAACCCAGGCUACGAUCAGAAGGAGCUCCCGGCGGAGGACAUCACCUUCAGCUUCUGCUUCAGUGUCAAUAACAAACAAACAGACAAGAUCAGACGCUGUGAGGACUUCCGCACGUCCGGAGACAACUCGACAGUGGUAUGGGCUCAAGACCUCAAUAGGGAGCCCAACGAUUGCUUUUGCGUCCUGCUGACACCAAAAGGCCCUUUGUUGCUUAGGCUGGGACCCAUGGGCAGUUGGUACUUCGGAGCAUCCUAUGCAGCGGCCCUGUGCUUCGCAGACUUCACCUCAGUUCCCAUAAAGAGUUUUUGUUUCCCGUGGGGCGGUGCUGGAUUCCUUAGCCCAGCCUUCUUGGUUUCAGAUAUAUCCUGGACCUUCCAAAUCCGGAAAAAAUCAACGAACUUUAAAUUAGAUUAG